Candidula unifasciata is the source of this 798-nucleotide messenger RNA. The record is from the annotation of a GenBank genome assembly. NCBI's taxonomy places the organism in Eukaryota, Metazoa, Mollusca, Gastropoda, Stylommatophora, Geomitridae.
GUGAGUCACACGCUGAACGAGAAGAAAAUCCUACAGAGCGUAUCCUUCCCCUUCAUCGUGAAAAUUAUCAAGGCUUUCAAGGACACGACCAAUCUCUACAUGGUCAUGGAGUUUGCCAGCGGAGGCGAGCUGUUCACAUUGAUAAGGAAAAAAGGGCGGCUACCAGAGGAAUGGGCACAGUUUUACUCGUACCAAGUGACCCUAGCCUUGCAGUACCUCCACUAUUGCAGCAUCUUGUACAGGGACAUUAAGCCAGAGAAUAUUCUCAUCGACCACGUUGGCUACUGCAAGUUGGCAGACCUUGGGUUCGCAAAGAAGGCCCAUUUUACCUGGACCUUGUGUGGGACCCCUCAAUAUUUGGCUCCAGAGAUGAUCCUGAACAAGGGAUACGGGAAGUCUGUGGAUUAUUGGGGUCUGGGGAUACUUAUUUAUGAGAUGAUCGCAGGCUACGUGCCGUUCGAUCACAAGACACCGAUCAAACUAUACGAGAUGAUCGUCGAGUGCAAGGUGACGUAUCCAUCCGUGUUCAAGAAUAACGCGGUGGAAUUGCUGAACCAUCUCAUCGAGCCAGACGUCACUAAACGCUAUGGCAACCUUAAGAACGCUGCCAUGGAUAUAAUCAACCACCACUGGUACUCCAAGGUAGACUGCAGGAAAAUCCUCACCAAAUGCUACAAGGCCCCCUGGAUUCCUUGCGAGACAUCCCUAACGGAUGGGUCAAACUUCGACCGCCAAAAGGAAGAGUCUAUUAAAAUAUCCAAAGUUGACAAAUAUCCGAAUGAGUUUGCGGACUUUUAA